This is a messenger RNA of Entamoeba histolytica HM-1:IMSS, 790 nucleotides long. RefSeq names its product endonuclease III, putative. The record is from RefSeq and is a predicted model, not a curated record. The transcript has a single exon. The coding region runs from base 16 to 741 and encodes 241 amino acids. Gene Ontology annotation, biological process: base-excision repair; base-excision repair, AP site formation; nucleotide-excision repair. Gene Ontology annotation, cellular component: nucleus. Lineage: Eukaryota; Evosea; Mastigamoebida; Endamoebidae. Gene Ontology annotation, molecular function: DNA binding; DNA-(apurinic or apyrimidinic site) endonuclease activity; oxidized pyrimidine nucleobase lesion DNA N-glycosylase activity.
CACAAGCGUUUUUGAAUGGAAAAUAAAACAACCAAAACAAUUCAACCAAACGUUAUACAUGAAAGAGUUACUACUCUUCAUCAAAUUAUAAAAUAUCUUGAUACGGUUGAUAUUAAACAAAUGGGAGUCCAAGAAUAUGGAGCUGAACAAAUUUUAUCAAUGUGUCAUAAUAAAGACAAUAAACCUUUUUAUGCUUUUAUUGGAACUUUUCUUUCUCCACAAACCCGUGACCAAAUAACCUUUGCUUCAGUUAAAAAGUUGCAUGAAACUCUUGGAGAGUUAAGUGUUGAUGUUAUUAAUAAUACAUCACUGGAAGUUCUUAUUAAUUGUAUUAAAGGUGUUGGGUUUUAUACUACAAAAGCUAAACGGUUAAAACAUUGUUGUGUUAUUAUGAAAGAACAAUACAAUAAUCAAGUCCCACAAACAAAACAACAAUUAUUAACACUUCCUGGUGUUGGACCAAAAAUCGCAUCAUUAAUUUUAUCAAUUGGAUUUGAUAGACUAGAGUCAUUAGCAAUUGAUACACAUGUAUUUGUUAUUUCUCAACGACUAGGUUGGGCAGAUGGUUCAACCCCAGAAAAAGUGAGACUUCAAUUAGAAUCAUGGUUGCCAAAAGAAGAAUGGCCUUUGUUUAACAAGUCGCUUGUUGCUUUUGGACAAUGUUGUUGUCGUAAAACACAUCCAAAAUGUAAACAAUGUCCAAUACAAGAUAAAUGCCAGUAUUAUCAUCCCCUUAACUAAAUUAGAGUAUUAAAAGAAUAAAACAUCUUUAAUAUAAGAACUUAUUGGU